AUGAAGUCCCUGGCAGACCGCCCGCCGGUGAUACCCCCAGCGGUCUCAGAAAAACGUAAGCGCGCGGCGGAAGACAGCACCCGCGAGGAUGCACCGAUGGAAACGGAUGGCAAUGCAGAAGAGGAUGUCAGUUCAGCGAAGCGACCACGCCUCACAAUGCGCGAGCGCGAGCUGGCCGAGGGUGAUGAUUUCUACCUGAAUCUGCGUGACCACUGGUUGCUGAAAAACAAAAACGAGAAGAACGACAUUAUUCCAGAAAUCAUUGAGGGUCACAACAUUGCUGACUUCUUCGACGAGGACAUCGAGGCCAAGCUGAAUGAACUGGAGGCUCAGGAGCGGGAGCUGGAGAAUGUGGGCUUCUAUGAGGCCGGCGAUCUCCACGACCCUGACGACGAUGACCCAGAAAUGCAGAAAAUUAGAUCUACGGCCAGAAAGUAAGUCGCAACCGCCCCUCCCUGCCUGCAUUUCUUAUCAACUGUUAUUCUGUUCGAGGGUCAAAAUGUUGUUAUAUUUUCACCCUGGUAGCCUACUUUUACCACUCGUGCAAAGAUUUCUGCAAUUUGUGCUCUUCACAAGUUUUCCUUUAAACCAGCCCGGUCCUCUGUCCCACUGGCUUUCCGUCCUUUUUAUUUCAGUGGUUAUUGUUGUUGAGUAGGUACUUGCUCCUUUGGAAGCCAUUGGUUCCUGGCGUUUCUGACCAGGAACGCUGCCCCCCGGUCAUUCAGAAACCUAGUCAAGCCGUGGCCUGUCAGACAGGCGUUGUGUGUGUCCAGUUGGUGGGGGUUCUCGGGUUCGAAUCCCGAUGUCUUUAUCCUCCUCUUCGGCGCAGCAUGUUUGGUUUCCAAAACUGUGCCGGAGGUCGUCGGACAAAGUUUUAUUGGCUGGCAUUUGACAUUUGCCGUAGGUCAUGACUCUAGUAUAAAUCACCAAUUUGUCCCACUUGAGGAUAUUACCUUUGCACAUUCGGUGAUUGCUUUUUCAUGAGACUUGCUACUUUCUCAGCUGAAGACUACCCCACCGUCCGUCCCCUGCGGACACUUUGCUAACAGACAGGCUCUGCAUCUACCUUCUGGUGCUUCAAACUAAAACCAAUCAAAUGUCAUGAUGUUGAUUAAAGCACACGUAAUUUCGUUUGAUUCCUCAACCAGCCACUUCUACUCCCGGGAGCCCCCAGCCUCAUUUACAUUGGCUGCUUUUCUCGCACAAAUGAUGGUUUUACGUUAAAAAAAACUUGGCGCGGACGAAUUUUUCGCAAGACCUGAUGUUGAGGUCAGACUGCUGAGAUGGCUAACGACCGUGAAACCGCCGUCUGUGGCUGCGUUUUCUGUUCACGGAAUACCGCAGGGGCUUCUUUUGCAAAAUUUACGUGUUUAUGAAAAUAUGUAAUGACAUUAUGGUAUCUCGUGUACAAUUCUGUCGUUGUCUAUCCAGUUGCACCUAUUCUAUGUGUCGCCAUUUGUCAAUUUCGCCGUUUGUCAUAUCUAGUUCAGUAGUGUGUGCCAUUUCCUUUUUGGGGUUCGUUCGUCUUGGGUUGUGUUCAUCAUAAAGGGCUAACAGCGAUUUCCAUUUUACGGUCAUGGCAUGUUGCUAAACUAAUUGUCAUAAAUAUUCUUGUUGCUGUGGUGAGGUGCCGUUGACCCAGAAUACCUAUGCGGGUCAAGAGGAUACCGCUGGAGUUUUCAGCCCAGCACCCCACUGAACCCAGUUUUACGGUAGAUGUGCCACUUCAUGAAAUGUUAACCGAGAUUCAGAAAUGCGUUUUCGACUCAAAAAGAUUGCCUAAGUAGCAGUGCAACAUUAAUCACCAUGCAGCAUAAUCAUAAAAUAUUUUAGUUAUAUCAGAGUGCCGGCUUUUGAACGAACUUUCAGGUGGCCUGCAAAAACUACGCACCGUUACAAAUGACUACUUAAGUGGUAUGAAUUUUUCUCAUAAUCAAAAACACAAAACCCAACUAAACCCUUCCUUCAAGUAUAAAAUUUGAGGGAAAUUACGUUUUCAUCGAAUUUUAUGCUUCAGAUUUUCAAUUAUGACGCUUUUAAGACCAUAAACUGCCUCUUCAUAAAACGUUGUGUCUCUGCAUUUACUAAUGUUGCUUGUAAAGUUUACAAUAUGGCCCAAAUCCACUGCCAAACUUUAUGAAUUCCAUAUGUUCUCCUCUUAAUAUCAUGUAGAAAUGUAUGACUUUCCGUACAGGGAAAGCCUACAUCUUGCAGUUUGGAAAUCCUGAAUGCAAGUGUAACGGCAGGUAUAAAAUUUAAAGAAAACGUUAUUUUCCAACAAAUGAGUAAAGAAACAAGUAUUUUUUGCACAUUCUCUAUGAAAUGUAUUUGAAUUUAUAAGGCCAUCGAAAAUCGAUGAGAAAAAUGCAUACUUCUUGAUCAGUAAUUUUGGCAGGCGGCUGAAAAGAAUUUCGUUCAAAAGCCGACACCAUGAAGUAACCAAAAUAUUUUAUGAUUAUGCUGCACGGUGAUUAAUGUUGCACUGCUACUUAGGCAAUCUUUUUGAGUCGAAAACGCAUUCCGGAAUUUCUGUUAGCAUUUCAUAAGUGAUCGCAUUUACCGUAAUUUUCAUACCGACUCCACUACAUCCUUUCGAUCGUUUCCCUUCCCAAACACUGUAUACGAACUGGCCAGUUGUGCAUCAUGCUACUGAAAUGAACAUCGAUUUCGGUCUCUCCUCCCGCCCCCCCGCCAGCGUAGGACAUCCAGCAAGGCGUAAACUGCUCACCAUUCGUUCAUUUACCUGCCCUUGAUUUCACUCCCCCCCUCCCCGCAGGAUUCGUGAGGCCCGUGCUCUUCGCGUUCUCGAGGCGCACGCAAGGAAGAACAAGCAGAAGUCACGCGUGCCGCGCAGCCAAAAGGGUGUCAGCGGAAAGGAGAUGAAGGUCGAACUCGGCAAACUGGGUCUCCCAGUCGAUGUCAGCAAGGAGGUAGGUGUCGCCUUUUUCCUGCCGUUAAGCCGCUGCUGUGUUAGGCCAGAUCGGGAACCACGACCCAUGACAUGCAUGAGCCUCUAAGCUACAUGUGUGUGUGUGUGCCACGUUUUGGGCGGAGGCUCACGCCACCUCGUCAGCCAGCGCUCCUGAUCUUGUCUCCAGCCGCCCGAUAAGUUGCGUCAGGCCAUCUGAACGCCGAAGGAUAGAAAGCCGAUGCUGGCAAUUCAGCAGACUCUUCGGUAUACUAGAUUUGAUGCACUUGAAAUUGUCACGACAUACCCGUGGCAUGGAAAGUUGCCAUUGGAAUUUGGUUCAGGCGAUGAAGUGGGCGCGUGGAAGUCCGCCCACAGCAAACACAUUCAUGAGCAAUUCGCAAUUGUGCUCACUUCUUGACAAUGGCAACUGCUCGUCACACUUGCAACCAGCUAGCUUGAAAAAGGUUUGCUGAAAUAUUCCGUGUUAAUACGCCCUGGGCAUAAGGCUGUCCCAGGACGCCAUCAUCAUCAUCAUCAUCAUCAUCAUCAUCAUCAUCAUCAUCAUCAUCAUCAUCAUCAUCAUCAUCAUCAUCAUCAUCAUCAUCAUCAUCAUCAUCAUCAAUCAAUCAAUCAAUCAAUCAAUCACUAUCAUCCACUCCAACCGGAUCGAUCGAUGAGCGCCUCUCUACCAUCAUAAGUCAUAGGCCACCUAACGGCACGCGGCCACCUCUUCAAACCUCGGUGGCGCCGAAAUCCCCACAGUGGGCGACAGCCGUUUGAGUCACAAAUUGGAUAAGUCAUGACUCUCCAUAAACAACUUUCAUCCCCAACAUGUGUAGCGUUAAAACUCAUGGAAGGAGCGCAGCUGAAUAGUAAACGGGAAUGUCUCUUAGGAGCAGGGCUGCAAACCAUUACCGUGCCGAUUAUUAAUACCUGCGUUGAAUUUUUGUCAACCGUUGCCCCUGUGAGACGGUAGCGACCUCGUCCCCUAAAUGCCAAAAUGGGUAUUCCUGUGUCAUUGGAUGUUCAUACACCCUUCCCCUAAUCCCUGCAGGUUCAGCGAAGCCAGUCACGGAAGCGAGAAGCGGUUAAGCGUGCCCAAACACCGGAUCCCUCGCAUGUGGCUGCUGUGGAGCGCGCCAACCGACCCCGAUCGCGUUCCGGUGUGCGAGACGAGAGUAUGCAUAAGGUGGCCCGCGCCAAGUCCCUGCUCGCCCUCCGGAAAGUCUCCGCCCAGUCACGCAAGGGCGAGGCCGAUCGUCACAUCCCCGACCUCAAACCGAAACACCUCUUUGCAGGCAAGCGUUCCAUCGGAAAGACGGACAGGCGUUGA
This is a messenger RNA of Spirometra erinaceieuropaei, 4244 nucleotides long. NCBI's taxonomy places the organism in Eukaryota, Metazoa, Platyhelminthes, Cestoda, Diphyllobothriidea, Diphyllobothriidae. The record is from the annotation of a GenBank genome assembly.